Molecule: messenger RNA, 2387 nt
Organism: Mauremys mutica (yellowpond turtle)
Lineage: Eukaryota; Metazoa; Chordata; Testudines; Geoemydidae
Gene: LRRC75B
Product: leucine rich repeat containing 75B
Exons: 4
Coding region: 273-1334 (353 amino acids)
Source: RefSeq, a predicted model, not a curated record
CUCGGGAAACGUUCAUCUAUUUAUUUAGGGGAACGGCUGAUGGGGGGGGGAAUCAUGUGCCUGCUCCCCCCCCAACCCGUUUUUUUGCAAGCUGGGAUGAACGCGCCUCAGAUGUUGUUUCUGCUGCUAUGAUGUGGGUGGCUUGAGAGCCCCCCCGGUUCAAAGCCCACCAGAGGCGCUGACAUUGCCAGGCGGGUCACUUUCACGCUCUUGCUGCCCAGCGCAGAGCCAUCUCCUCCCCGCUGCAAGUGGCACCCGCGAGGGGAUCCAUCAUGGGGUCCCGGCUGAGCAGACAGAGCAGCCUGGAGGAGGAGAGCGCCUCUGGAGAAGACUCGUGCCCCAGGUUAGCUAGGAAGCAGCCGCACAGGAGGGUGGAGACUAACCGAGGGGACUUUCAAUUCGCUUCCCUGAUCCUGAACUCCGAGAAGCUGUCCGGGGUGCUGAGGAAAAACAACCCGGCGCCCUACGUGAGGAGGGUGGGAUGGAUCCGAGAGAUCCAGGCGACCAUUCGGGAACACAAGAGAGAGCACGCGGUCCACAUUCUCAGAUUGCUCAGAAAGGACCUGGGAUUGGAAGGUACGUGCCUCAGUGAAGUGCUCUACAAGAAUGCUACUUUCCUCAACUUGGUGGACCCCAUUUCCCACGACCUGCUGAUGAACCUCGCUAGAGAUCUGCAGUGCCCCAAAAAGGAAUACGACCCCUGGAAGUCCGCGGACAGGAUCUGCAGGCAGCUGAUUUACCACUUGAGCCCUCACUCCACGUGGCAUAGGCACGGCAUGCCCCGCAGGAAGUCCCAAGCAUGCCUGAAGACCAGCCUGCAGAAGAAGCUGAGCCAGGACUCCAUGGAUUUAUCAGGGAUUCCCCUGACCAUGCGGGAUGUCCACCGCAUGGCCUAUUACCUACAGAAUAACGGGGACAAUCUCACUGCGGUGGACCUGAGCUUCACCGAGAUGACCGACGACAUGGUGCGCCUGCUCCUGCCCUUUUUCUGGGCGCUGCCCAAACUCACUCACCUUUCCCUCAGCGGCAACCGGCUGACCCGAGCCACCAUGAAGGAGCUGACGGACACCAUGAAGGACAUGAACAAGUUCCCGUGCUUGGCCUGGAUAGACCUCGGCAACAACGUGGACGUCUCCUCCAUGCCCCAGCCUUUGCUGGUGGGCCUACGCAAGCGCCUCAGCCAGCAGACCACGCUGCCCACCAUCUACGAGUCCCUCGACUGCGAUGCCGAGCUGCCCGGCGGCCACGAGGCCAGCCGCCAGGAGGGGGAGGGGCGUGUGGCUGAAGACAAGGACACCCCAUGUGACUUCCCCCAGCAGUGCUGCGAGAGGUGAUUCGGCAGCAGGCCUUAGCUGUCGGACAGACGCCGUGGCAAGGCGAGCUCGGAGUACAAACACAAUGCAGAAGGCCAGCUUCACCGGCUUCCUCUGGCGCUUCUCUUGCCUUCAAUGACAUCCCAGACUUGCCGUGUUCUCAGUGAAAGCCUGCCUCCCCCCCCCCCACAGCCAAACCGAUCACCCCCAUUCCAAACAGGAAGCUGAUACUCACAGUGAACCUGGCCUCGGAGCAGGAGCUCAUUGGAAGAUGGGAACUGAGCUGUAGGAUUCGGCAUAUUCCCCAGAGGCUAUUGAGGAGAGCAGUGGGGGAGGAAAAACCUAAACAAAAAGCAACGUCUCCUCCUAGGUUAUUUCCUGUCUUCCUUUUCCUCCUUGUCCUGUCAUUGCUGGGGCCUGAGACCUGGAGUUGUGAGGUGGGAGCUGCCCCAAGGGUCGAGGGUCUGUCGGGCUUUGCUGAAUGCAUCAGAGACUGGAGUCAGAGCCCAGCAGAGCGUGUCUUCCCCUUGAGCCUGGCUCAAUAUGUUUUUUUCAUUGUGUGAUUUGUAUUAAUGUCCAAACAAAGGGAAUUGGAAUCAGAGGCCCAACAGUGUGCAGGCCGGGGAGGACACGUGACAUGGAAUUGCAGUGUCAGGAUAUUUAGGGGCAGGGUACGUGUGUGCAUUGGUGGGGGCGUUGAUUGGGGGGGGCAGGGGACAAAGGGAGGGAAUAGGCAUUCCGUGUGGAUUAACAUGAUCGGUUUUACAAACUGUGCUUUUGUACAAAACCAACAAAUCAAAACCAAAAGACAGGAGGGGGGAAAAGCUCACAGAAAAGUCCAUUAUGGUGGGAGCUAAGGGGCGAGAUGUGGCAAAGCCGCUGGGCCCAGCCCAAACUGCAGCAGAACUUUGGGUUGCUCCUUGUUAGACAUGCCGUGCAUCUGACCAUCUGUACCCAGGGUUUCUUAAUAUUAUAGAUAUGAUGGGAACGGUCGAGUCACCAUUACUAACACCAUCCAGGAAACCCAACCAGCGAUGCAAGAUUCCCAGUGUUUUCCACAUUGUCAUGCUGUAU